This is a messenger RNA of Epinephelus moara (kelp grouper), 1237 nucleotides long. RefSeq names its product DNA meiotic recombinase 1 (gene dmc1). The transcript is spliced from 13 exons. Gene Ontology annotation, biological process: reciprocal meiotic recombination; DNA strand invasion; mitotic recombination. Lineage: Eukaryota; Metazoa; Chordata; Actinopteri; Perciformes; Serranidae. Gene Ontology annotation, molecular function: ATP binding; single-stranded DNA binding; DNA strand exchange activity. The record is from RefSeq and is a predicted model, not a curated record. Gene Ontology annotation, cellular component: condensed nuclear chromosome; nucleus. Bases 1 to 1029 code for a protein of 342 amino acids.
AUGAAAUGUGCAGAGGACCAGGUCGUUGAAGAAGAUACUGGUUACCAGGAUGAUGAGGAGUCCUUCUUCCAAGACAUUGACCUCCUACAGAAACAUGGGAUUAAUAUGGCAGACAUCAAAAAGCUGAAGUUAGUGGGCAUCUGCACUGUGAAGGGGAUCCAGAUGACCACUCGCAAGGCUUUGUGCAACAUCAAGGGCCUGUCAGAGGCAAAAGUGGAAAAAAUCAAGGAGGCUGCUGGGAAGAUGCUGAAUGUUGGUUUCCAGACUGCCUUUGAGUACAGCGCCAAGAGGAAGCAGGUGUUCCACAUCACAACUGGGAGCCAGGAGUUCGAUAAACUUUUAGGUGGCGGUAUAGAGAGCAUGGCUAUCACAGAGGCCUUUGGAGAGUUCCGCACAGGAAAAACUCAGCUGUCUCACACUUUCUGUGUCACUGCUCAGCUGCCAGGCGAGGAUGGCUACUCAGGCGGGAAAGUCGUCUUCAUUGACACAGAGAACACCUUUCGUCCAGACAGACUGAGAGACAUCGCUGACAGGUUUAAUGUGGACCACAGUGCUGUGCUGGACAACGUGCUUUACGCCCGGGCCUAUACCAGUGAACAUCAGAUGGAGCUGUUGGACUUUGUAGCAGCUAAAUUCCAUGAGGAAGGAGGAGUGUUCAAACUGUUGAUCAUCGACUCCAUCAUGGCUCUGUUCAGAGUAGACUUCUCUGGUCGAGGCGAGCUGGCUGAGCGGCAGCAGAAACUGGCGCAGAUGCUCUCCAGGCUGCAGAAGAUCUCAGAAGAGUACAACGUAGCCGUUUUUGUCACCAACCAAAUGACAGCUGAUCCCGGUGCAGGAAUGACUUUUCAGGCUGAUCCCAAGAAGCCAAUCGGUGGGCAUAUCCUGGCCCACGCCUCCACCACACGGAUCAGCUUGAGGAAGGGGCGUGGAGAGAUGAGGAUUGCCAAAAUAUUCGACAGUCCCGAUAUGCCUGAGAACGAGGCCACGUUUGCCAUCUCUGCUGGAGGAAUUACUGAUGCCAAAGAGUGAAGGAUAACACGAGGAGACACACAUGUUAGCACAGUCCUCUGUUCCUGACUAUUUAAAGUCAUGUAAGGUAUUUAAUGGAUUUAUUUAUUGAGUUUGGUAACUUAUAAAACUUAUUGAAGCCAUGCUGACAGUCUUGUACCAGGUACUUUUGAUGUAUUUAUUCUAUUUAUACUCUGUUGUAUUUCCCCUGUGUUUCAUAAAUGUUGAA